Molecule: messenger RNA, 2206 nt
Organism: Cajanus cajan (pigeon pea)
Lineage: Eukaryota; Viridiplantae; Streptophyta; Magnoliopsida; Fabales; Fabaceae
Cellular component (GO): mitochondrion; cytoplasm; chloroplast
Molecular function (GO): ATP hydrolysis activity; ATP binding
Source: RefSeq, a predicted model, not a curated record
UUGCAGGUUUAGCUUUUAAGUUAGUUCCAUUGCAUCACCACCUUCAUUUUUUUUAUCGGAUUCUCCUAUUUUAAAUGAAGUGCCAGCGAGAGCGUGUGUCAAAUAUUGCAAAGCCAACGUGGAAUGCAAUUGAAGGGUGAAACUUGAAAACACCAAUCGCUCUACCAAGCUCUGUUAUCAAGAUCAUCCUAAUCACGAUCUUUCUCUCUCUCUCUUCACGCAAGACUCGCUUUUCUCUAUUCUUUUUUUUUUUUACUUCUUCUUCCUGUUUUCUGGGAGUGCUCUUACCUCCGUUCAGGGGUUCUUGGAUUUAUUUUUUUUGGUAGGGUUUAUUGGUCUGAAGCUUGUGGUUCUUGUCGGAGUUGGGAGUGGAGUUGAAGAUGAGGAACGUGCUUCGUUCUCUGCGACAAUUGCGACCACUCAUUCAGAGGCAAGAUUGUGUUUUGAUCGGUAGUGUUAAUGUUGCAGAACCUCCAUGUCACUUUGGGAAGAGCUGUCAUAUUCAUAGUUCAGCUUGUGGAGGUGUUGAUCAUGCUGAGACCAACUUUUUCAAAAACCAUUUGUUUACAACCACCACGAGAGCUCUCUCGAUUGGUGCUGCAAAACUCGCAAAUAGAGAAUCAAACAGAGCUGGGCCUCUUGUCGAGUAUGAACGAAGAAUUGCUGGUGGUGAACUUGUAGAAGGUGAUGCUUGCCAGGUAGACACUUUGACAGAACUUCAGAGACUACAUGAUGAACUUGUUGAGAAUGUGGACACCUGCCAAUUGGAUCGCAAUUCUGAAAAGCCUGUAAGGAGUGGGUGGCUGUGGUCGCGUCUAUUGUCACAUCCUUCUUACUCACCUGUAAAAGGUUUAUAUCUUUAUGGAGGAGUGGGUACUGGUAAAACUAUGCUGAUGGACCUGUUUUUCAAUCAAUUGCCCUCUAAUUGGAGGAAAAAGAGGAUUCAUUUUCAUGACUUUAUGUUGAAUGUACAUAGCUUGUUACAAAAGCAUAAGGGGUUGUCAGAUCCACUUGAUGUUGUUGCAGGAGAGAUUUCUGAUGAUGCAAUUUUAUUAUGUCUUGAUGAAUUUAUGGUAACAGAUGUAGCAGAUGCAUUGGUACUAAAUCGCUUAUUUAGACAUUUGUUCAACAAAGGCAUUAUUCUAGUAGCCACAUCAAAUCGUGCUCCAGAUAACCUAUAUGAGGGUGGAUUGCAGAGGGAUCUCUUUCUACCCUUCAUUGCAUCAUUGAAGGAAAGAUGUGUAGUACAUGAGAUUGGUUCAUCAAUUGACUACCGCAAAAUGACUUCGGGUAAACAAGGAUUUUAUUUGGUCGGCAGAGAUUUAUCUGCCUUGCUUAAGCAAAACUUUCAACAGUUGAUUGGAGAAGGCACCGCUACCCCCCAAGAAGUAGAAGUAGUGAUGGGAAGGACACUCCAUGUUCCAUUGGGAGCUAAUGGAUGUGCCUAUUUUUCUUUUGAAGAACUUUGUGAUAGACCUCUUGGGGCUGCAGACUAUUUUGGGUUAUUCAAGAAAUUUCAUACCUUGGCAUUAGAAGGCAUUCCAAUUUUUGGGCUUCACAAUAAAUCAGCUGCACAUAGGUUUGUCACUUUAGUUGAUGUGAUAUAUGAAAACAAGGCCAGACUAAUGUGUACAGCUGAUGGGAGCCCUCAAGAUCUCUUUGAAAAAAUAGUAACAAUAUCCGAGGCUAAAAAUAUGGCACCCAGAACCUCUUCAAGAUCGAGGAAAAAUGAUGAUUCUUCCCUUUGUGUGGACAAUGAAUUGGGGUUUGCAAAAGACCGCACCAUUAGUAGACUGACAGAGAUUAACAGCAGGGAAUACUUGGAGCAUCAUGCUGCCAUGUUAUCAGAAAAGAAAGAAAGAGUGGAUCAGAAUGUUCUCGAAGCUUGAAGAAAGGAUCAAAACCUCUGUAUUAGUUUUGGUUCCUAUUGUUGUACCAUAUAGAACGAAAGUGGGGUAAAAUGAAUAAUGAUUGUUAACAACCAAAAAUUUCAAAUAAAAACAGUCCAUCUGCAGAGCAUUAGAUUUGGCACCAGCUCUGGGAGGUGUGUUUCAUAGCAUCAUAUAGUUACUAGCAUUUCCAAAAAUAUUGUAUAAUGGAGUUAUGAAAUGCAAAAAUUCAGACAAUUUAAAUGGAAUGAAGGUCUCGCAACUAAAUUUGUAGUUGACUAACGUUUUGCAAGUCAUCAUUAAAUUCUGAGGCUUGA